AUGAUUAUGAUGAAUAGAAUUGCAAAAACAAGCGUGCUGGGGAACAUUUUGAAGAGAGGACUCGCAACAGCAUCUGCUACCCCUAGACUGAAGACCUUCAAGAUAUAUAGAUGGAAUCCAGACAAGCCAGCUGAGAAACCACGGUUGCAGAGCUACGAAGUGGAUUUGAACGACUGUGGGCCUAUGGUCUUGGACGCGCUGUUAAAGAUUAAAAACGAGCAGGAUGCGACGUUGACACUGAGAAGAUCGUGCAGAGAGGGUAUCUGUGGGUCCUGUGCGAUGAAUAUCGGCGGCAGGAAUACGUUGGCAUGUCUCUGUAAGAUCGAUCAGGAUAAUUCUAAACAGUUGAAGAUUUACCCCUUGCCCCACAUGUACAUUGUGAAGGAUUUGGUUCCUGAUCUGACAGGGUUUUAUCAACAGUACAAGUCGAUUCAGCCAUAUUUACAGAGAUCCAAGUAUCCCGAUGAUGGCAAGGAAGUGUUGCAGAGCAUUGCUGAUCGUAAAAAAUUGGAUGGGCUCUAUGAGUGUAUACUUUGCGCAUGCUGUUCGACGUCUUGUCCAUCCUACUGGUGGAACCAGGAACAGUAUUUGGGACCGGCUGUCUUGUUGCAAGCUUACCGUUGGUUGGUUGACUCUAGAGAUGAGGCCUUUUCCGUUAGAAAGUCAAUGUUGCAAAAUUCAAUGUCCCUGUAUAGGUGUCAUACUAUCAUGAAUUGUACCAGAACUUGUCCAAAGGGCUUAAACCCAGGUAAAGCCAUUGCGGAAAUCAAGAAAACUCUAGCCUCUAAUUGA
Molecule: messenger RNA, 792 nt
Organism: Zygotorulaspora mrakii
Lineage: Eukaryota; Fungi; Ascomycota; Saccharomycetes; Saccharomycetales; Saccharomycetaceae
Gene: SDH2
Product: succinate dehydrogenase iron-sulfur protein subunit SDH2
Exons: 1
Coding region: 1-792 (263 amino acids)
Biological process (GO): respiratory electron transport chain; tricarboxylic acid cycle; aerobic respiration
Cellular component (GO): mitochondrial membrane
Molecular function (GO): electron transfer activity; 2 iron, 2 sulfur cluster binding
Source: RefSeq, a predicted model, not a curated record